GCGGGGCCUUGGGAAGAUUCGUGACAGGAGGAUCGUAGUGAGGGACCUGUAAUUGGAACCUAGGGUUGGCGAGCCAGUAAAGCCCUGGAAGCCGAGAUGGACCCCCAGCGCAGAGUGCCGCACCCCCGGCCCCGCUCCGGGUCCCGAUCCCGGCCCAACCCCCGCUCUCGUUCUCGCCCCAGACCCUCGGGGGGCUGCCGACGACCGGCGAGGCGCACAUGAGUUCCUCAUCAUCCUGGGCCUUGUCCUCUUCAUGGUCUACGGCAACGUGCACGUGAGCACCGAGUCCAACCUGCAAGCCACUGAGCGUCGGGCCGAGGGCCUGUACAGCCAAGUUGUGGGGCUCUCCGCCAGCCAGGCCAACCUGUCCAAGGAGCUCAACCUCACUGCCCGCGCCAAGGACUCCAUCAUGCAGAUGCUGCUGAGUGCCCGCCGCGACCUGGACCGGAUCAACGCUAGCUUCCGCCAGUGCCACGCCGAACGGGCAGUCUACUUGAACAACCAGAGGUACAUGGCUGCCAUCAUCCUGACCGAGAAACAAUGCCAAGAACAACUCAAGGAGACUAACAAGAGCUCCAAUGCCUUGCUUCUCACGCUGAACCAGAAGGCCAGGACCCUAGAGGUGGAGUUGGCCAAGGAAAAGGCAGUAUGCACCAAAGAAAAGGAGGGUCUGGAGAUGAAAAGGCGGAUGGUGGAGGAGGAGCUGGCCGCGUGUGGCAAGGCCCGGGAUCAGCAGCGGCAGGAGCGACAGCUGGCGGAGGAUCAACUGCAGAAGGUGAAAGCCCUCUGCCUCCCACUGGACAAGGACAAGAUGGAGAUGGAAAUAUACAGCCUCUGGAAUCGCGUCCUCGAUACCUUGAGGUACAACUCGUACCAUCCCAUUGGCAUGGAUGUGACCUCCAUCCGGAGAGUCUGUGACAACCUGGCUACCGUCAUGAGCACCAAGGUGGAGGAGCUGGCCCGGAGACUGCGGGCUGACAUCGAUCGUGUGGCCAGUGAGAACUCAAACCUCCAGCGCCAAAAGCUGGAGGUUGAGCAGAGCCUGCGGGCCAGUCAGGAGGCCAAGGAGAAGGCGGAGAAGGAAGCCCAUGCCCGGGAGGCUAAGCUCCAGGGCGACUGUGCCCGGCAGACCCAGCUAGUGCUGGAGGACAAGGCAGCACUGCGGAAAGAGCGAGACAGCUUGGCCAAGGAGCUGGAGGAGAAGAAGCGGGAGGCCGAGCAGCUCAAGAUGCAGCUAGCUGUCAGCAACUCAGCCAUGGAAGCCUGCAUCAAGGCCAAGUCACAGCCGAUGCUUGUGCCAAGACCUGUCGGCCCUGCUCCCAAUACCCAGCCCAUUGACACAGCUAGCCUGGAGGAGUUCAAGAAGAGGAUCCUAGAGUCCCAGCGGCCGCCUGCAAGCAACUCAGCCCUAUCCAGCGGCUGAGGAGGCUCUGAGCCCGGAGGACUGAGGGGUGACCCCGACUUGCUGAUCUGCAGACCUGGUGCAGCAACACGCCCACAGCACAGCAGGCAGCCAGGGCAGCAUUCAGGCGAUGUCCCGCACAUGUACCACAGUGGGCACCCUUGGCCUGCGCCCCAUGCUCAUCCACCACACACCCUACCCAUGCCUCCUAAUACUCUCACAGGCCCACACUCGCACCACACAAUCCCUCACCCACAAAGGCUGCAAUGACACCCCACAGACACACAGAAAUGAUGUCACACAGACAUGGUGACAGCAUGACACACACACUUCUGCCCAACCCUCGCCCAAUGUCACACCCCUCUACACACAGGCCAAGGCACCCACAGCAUCCUCUCACACCAAUGCUGCCACCCCCCUCCUCUGAUUCCCUUACCUCUGGACGCUUCCUCACCUCCAGUGCUAAAUGGCCUGGGAAAUGAGAACAGAAAGACAUUCACCUGUAUCCCUGGGAGUUUCCAGGCCCAUCUGUUGCAUCAGGGAGCCUCUGGUGCAAGGGUGGAUGUAGCCCACUGACCCUUCACUCCCUCUCUCCCCCAUACCCAGCCCUGCCUAUGAUCCCUAUAAGUGUUAGGCACUAAAUAAAUAUUAUCGAUCCUUUCAAAGACA
Messenger RNA from Hipposideros armiger (great roundleaf bat), 2071 nucleotides. It is a transcript of the gene PLVAP, whose product is annotated as plasmalemma vesicle associated protein. The coding region runs from base 254 to 1423 and encodes 389 amino acids. The record is from RefSeq and is a predicted model, not a curated record. NCBI's taxonomy places the organism in Eukaryota, Metazoa, Chordata, Mammalia, Chiroptera, Hipposideridae. Gene Ontology annotation, biological process: positive regulation of cellular extravasation; regulation of vascular permeability. The transcript has 8 exons.